GUGUUCACCUUUUCUAGAGCACAGGAGCGACCAAGCCAGCAGAAUUAGGGCUUAGCAUUGAAUUGCUUCCCUCCCUCCCCUACUUGCUGAAUUCUUUCUGUGUCUUUGUCCUGCCGCAGGUUCUAGCCGUCUUUGGGCACUUCUCAUGCUGCCUCUAGAUUCCGUGCGUGCGUGCGGUAUCCCUGGUGUUGCUGGAGGGUCCACUUCCCUGCACACUGCGGGAUUGUUCUUCCUCCCCUAGGUAUUGACAAUUUUGAAAUUCAUAACAGCCAUUCAUCAAUAUGAAGUUAGAGCGCGGUGGCUGAAACUCGAGGAACCAUCGACUCGUCGGCGGUGAGCCUCUCAGGAAGCUAAACCUAGCUUUGGCUAUGGUGCGUUAGGGUUUAAAUACUUCGCAGCUUGUUUCUGCACUUCAUUUCGUGUUUUUUUUGGCGGUCGUGAGGACUUCGAUCUUCAAGAAGCUCUGUUGGAGUUUUUGCCACGAGAGAUCUUCUAGCUAUGACAGGGGACAGGAAGAAGGAGCCACGUACUCGCAUUCAGGUAGUAGUAGUUGGGGAUGCUGGAGUCGGAAAAUCUAGCAUGAUUUUGGCAAUUGCCACGGAUUCGUUUGCGGAAGGCGUCCCGCAUGUACUGCCGCCUACACGCCUGCCUACCGAUUUCUAUCCUGACUGCGUGCCCUUAAGUAUCUAUGAUUCCUCUUCAAGGCCGGAAGACAAGUCAAAGCUGGACAUGGAGCUCAAAAAAGCUGACGUCGUAGUACUGACAUAUGCAUGCGAUCAACCAGAAACACUUACACGUUUGUCUAGCUAUUGGCUUCCAGAACUUCGACGUCUAAAGCUUAAUUUGCCAGUUAUAGUAGUUGGAUGUAAGCUAGAUCUCCGUGAUGUUUGCCAACCAAGCUUAGAAGAAAUGAUGGCGCCUUUGAUGCAAAAGUUCCGGGAGAUUGAAACUUGUAUAGAGUGCUCAGCCGCAAAACAAAUACAGGUAGCCGAAGUGUUUUAUUACGCUCAGAAAGCUGUAUUAUAUCCAACAGCUCCACUCCUCGACCAAGAAACCCAAACCUUGAAACCACGAUGUGCGCGAGCUCUCAAGAGAAUUUUCAUCUUGUGUGAUCGUGAUCGGGAUGGAUCCUUGAGUGAUGCGGAGUUGAAUGAUUUUCAGGUCAAGUGCUUCAAUGCGCCUCUACAGCCUCCCGAAAUAGUAGGAGUGAAGAAAGUGGUCUCGGAGAAGUUAGCAGAGGGUGUGAAUGAGAAUGGGUUGACUUUGACUGGGUUUCUAUAUCUCCAUGCUUUAUUCAUCGAAAGGGGUCGGCUAGAGACAACUUGGACAGUGCUCAAAAAGUUUGGCUACAAUGAGGAAAUUUGCUUACGAGACGAUGUGCUUUCAAGUCCUUCAUACAAGCGAUCACCUGACCAGAGUAUCGAAUUAACAGAAAAGGCAUUAGACUACUUGAAAGGAGUAUUCACGGCUUUUGACAAGGAUGGGGAUGGAGCAUUGCGACCAGCCGAAUUAGAAGAUAUUUUUUCAACAGCUCCAUCGAACCCCUGGGACAGCCCUAUGUAUAAGGAUACUAUGGAAACUAAUUCAGUUGGAGGCAUUACUUUGAAUGGUUUUAUUUCACAGUGGGAAUUGAUGACCUUGCUGGAACCUCAGAAAAGCUCAGCUUCUCUUGUCUAUUUGGGGUAUCCCGGGGACACAUUAACAGCAUUUCAACUCACUCGACGCAGGAAAUACGAUCAGAAAAAGCAACGAUUACAACGAGGGGUCAUUCAGUGCUUUGUUUUUGGUCCUAGGAAAUCUGGAAAAUCUGCUAUUUUGGAUGCCUUGAUUGGCAGACCAUAUAUUGACUCGUAUGAGCCGACCAAAGGUGAUCGCUGUGCUGUCAACAAAAUUGGAAUAGCUGGGGGUACGACCAAGACUUUAGUAAUGAGAGAGAUAAGCGAAGACUCAGUUUCUGCAUUCUUGGAGAAUAAGGAAGCAUUGGCCCCUUGUAAUGUUGCAGCUUUUGUAUACGACAGCUCUAGUGAGGAGUCAUUGAAGCGAGCUGCUGAAUUACUAGAGCAGGUAGCAGUUCAUGGAGAAUGCUUUGGUUACGAAGUUCCAUGCGUACUCAUUGCAGCUAAGGAUGAUGAGGAAUCCAACCCUUCUUGCAUAACGAACUCUGCUCGGAUCUGCACUACAAUGGGGUUGGAAACACCUAUUCCUGUAAGUUUAAAACUCGGAGACAAUAACAACUUAUUUCGAAGGAUUGUUGAGGCCGCUCAGCGUCCCCAUUUGAGCAUUCCAGAAACAGAAGUAGGGAAGAGUACUAAACAACAUCGACAUCAGAUCCAACGUUCAGUUGGUUUUGCUAUUUUGGGCGCAACAUUAAUUGUUGGGGGAAUUACGUUGUAUCGGUUUUACAACAUGAGGAAGCUUCAGUCAAGCAGUUGAAGAUCAUUUUCUCCUCUUUUUUGCUCACUUUAGGUGAUCGUAUGAGCUUCAGCCAAGUAAAGAAAUUGAAUAAUUUUUAGUUGGCCAUAUUUGUUCAAGGACUACACUCCCAAGCUGUUUAUCACCUAAUUGGUGUGUUCCAAAACUUGUUUGAUGUAUUCAGGAGCCUUAUCAUGGCGUAUCUUUGUAACAUGGUUUUGUGUUAAAUUUGUA
Messenger RNA from Physcomitrium patens, 2646 nucleotides. Its product is annotated as mitochondrial Rho GTPase 1. The record is from RefSeq and is a predicted model, not a curated record. Gene Ontology annotation, molecular function: GTPase activity; calcium ion binding; GTP binding. Gene Ontology annotation, biological process: mitochondrion organization. Gene Ontology annotation, cellular component: mitochondrial outer membrane. NCBI's taxonomy places the organism in Eukaryota, Viridiplantae, Streptophyta, Bryopsida, Funariales, Funariaceae.